AUGGAAAACGGCGACAACGGAAACGCGAGCAAGGAAACGUCGCGUGUUCCGCCGCCACGCUGCCCAACGUUUGACCCGCAGCAGCUCAACCUCUCCGACGCGUCGCCGGUGGGCUCCGGCGCCAUCUCGCAAGUGGUGCACAGCAAACUGAGCUUUCCCCCUUACACCAGCGUAGCCGUAAAGAUCGUUUCGAAGGUUCAACUCCUUCAGCAGAAUAAAACCAACUCGGCGAUGAACGAGAAACGUGCUCUUCUAGAGAUGGGUCCACAUCCUUUUGUUGUUCGCCUCUUCGGGACGGCGCAGUCAACAGAUGAGUUGUACUUAGUCAUGGAGCACCUUCCCAAUGGGGAUCUUCUGGAGCACAUCCGGACCUGUGUUUCACGCCAUGCGCUUGGGGCACUCACUGCGGAGGACACGCCCGAUGCUACUUCGCGAAGGAGGUCAUCGUUGACAGAUACCUCACUUUGUUGUUUAGAUUUUCAUGAUAUUCAACUCAUCACGGCACAGAUCGUUAUUGGUCUUUCACGCGCCUUCAGAAAGGGUGUUAUCCUUCGCGAUCUUAAACCAGAAAACGUUGUAUUUGACCACAAGUAUCGUGCAUGUUUGGUUGACUUUGAUACUGCGGAUGUGGAAGGAAUGUUGCACCUCCCCAGCGCUCUCAGCGAUGAGGGACUGCCUGGGGGUGUAACAGCGAAUAGUAAGGGUGAAACAAGGCGUCGUCUGACUGUGUCUGCUAUACAAGCGAUGCGAAAAGCCUCCGCCAAUUUUUGCGGUACAGCGCAAUACGUGUCACCUGAAAUGAUUGCACAUUGUCAGUGGAGUUACAGCAGUGAUCUCUGGGCUUUGGGCACUAUUGUGUACGAGAUGCUUUACGGCGUCCACAUGUUCUCUGGAUGUAACCCAUAUCUGGUGAUGAAGCAGGUGCUGUGUGGCAUUCACUCCGGCAAUGUUCCUUUUCCAAGUCUGGACCUCGGGCCUGAGUCCGAUGCCUUUGAGCGCGUCAAGGACUUUAUCUUUCGUCUUUGUCGCAUAAAUCCCUUGGAGCGACUAGGAGUCCAUCCAGUUACCGGGCGGUUUGACGAGGAGGCGAUUAGAGGACAUCCUUUCUUCGGAGACUUCUCCUGGAGCUUGCUAGAUGAGCAUGUGCAAAGAUACCGACCCCCUGUCGUUUUAACAACACCGUCAGCCGCGACGUCGUCGCCAACACCAGCUGCGCCGGGCCCACUGCAUCCACAAUUGCUUGACGAUGGCACAACCUCGCUACAGCCACACUACCAUGCUGUUCCAUUGCACAGUAGUGAGUAUGCGAGGUAUGUAUUUGAGGCCACCGCCGACGCGAACCCGUUUGAGCGAUGGGCGCAGGGGACAGUGGAGAAUUCAUGCAGCACCGUGGAGCAGGAGCCUUCCCAGUGCAAGCUAAGUUUUCCAAGGGACGCGCCCAGUACACCGGUCGACGACGAUGGGGAAGACUCGGACGAGUACUCCGACGUGAUAGACGAUGUUGGGGUACGGUUCGUUGGUCAGGUCCACCCAGACUUUGCGGACAUUGCAUAG
Molecule: messenger RNA, 1554 nt
Organism: Trypanosoma conorhini
Lineage: Eukaryota; Euglenozoa; Kinetoplastea; Trypanosomatida; Trypanosomatidae
Product: putative protein kinase
Exons: 1
Coding region: 1-1554 (517 amino acids)
Biological process (GO): peptidyl-serine phosphorylation; intracellular signal transduction
Molecular function (GO): ATP binding; protein serine/threonine kinase activity
Source: RefSeq, a predicted model, not a curated record